AUGGCUGACAGUGGAUCCGUCCCAGCGAAAAGAUGCGAUUCUGGCAAUCUUUCCUCUGUAAGUAUGGACACUAUUUCAGCGCUGACCGAGUUGGACGACCUGGAGAGAGUUUAUCAGCAACUCUGUGUAGAAGAGAAAGCAGUGGAGGUUGAACUUGACCGGCUGGUGGCACAGGAGGGAACCAUUCACACAAAGAUGUUGGCACUCCAAAGGAUGGGGCCCAACCUCCAGUUGAUCGGUGGAGAUGCCAGCCAGCUGUCUGGCAUGAUCACAUUCACCUGCAGCCUAGCAGAGAAUGUCAGCCGCAAAGUCCGACAGCUAGACUUGGCAAAGACACGGCUGUACAACGUCAUCCAGCGUGCCGAUGACAUCCUAGAUUUGAAGUUCUGCACCGACGGCGUCCAAACAGCUCUGCGGAAUGAAGAUUACGAACAGGCUGCUGCCCAUAUCCAUAGAUACCUUUCCCUGGAUCAGUCGGUCAUUGAGCUCAGCCGACAGGGAGAUGAAAGUAGCACGGCGGAUGCCAAUCUCCUCCUGCUGCAGGAGGCUGAGCAGAAACUGAAGGUCAUUGUGGCUGAUAAGUUGGAUGAAGCUGUGGCUGCCGUGGACCUGGCGCAGGUGGAGAGGUUUUUCAAGAUCUUCCCCUUGCUGGGCCUCCACGAGCAAGGCCUUGCCCGCUUUGGACAGUAUCUAUGCAGUCAGCUUGCUUCCAAAGCAGAAGAGAACCUGAUUUUAGCAACAGGAGGAGAUUUGGGCGAAAAAAGAGCUCCUCUCAUAUUCGCAGAUACGCUGACGUUAUUGCUCGAAGGCAUCGCUCGUGUUGUUGAGACCCAUCAGCCUAUCGUAGAGACCUAUUACGGUCCAGGCCACCUUUACACACUCAUCACUCACUUGCAGCAGGAGUGUGACCAACAGACCCAAAAGAUAGUUGACAAGUUCAUGCAGCAAAGAGGAUACCUCGGCAAAUUUCAGAUUGUCCAGAGCAGUAUGAUGAAAAGUGCGCCCGGGGAGCGGAUCGAGCCCAGAGAGUUGGACCCAGUAUUGGCCGAAGUCACUUUAAUGAAUGCGAGGGCAGAGCUUUACCUGCGAUUCUUGCGCCGACGUAUAAUGGCCGACUUUGAAGUGGGAGACCCGCAGAGCAUCACGCCAGAACAUAAUCAGAAUGUGGAGAAGCUGCUUAAACACUGCGUGCUAAGCAGGAACAUGCAGGAGCUUAUUGGAUACUACAUUCCAAUGGAGGAAUACUACAUGAGAGAGUCUGUCAACAAGGCGGUUACAAUGGACACAUAUGAGAAAGGUCUGCUGACAUCCAGCAUGGUGGAUGACUGUUUCUAUAUUGUAAAGAAGUGCAUCAGUCGAGCUCUCUCCAGCUCAAGCAUCGACUGCCUUUGCGCCAUGAUCAACCAUGCCAACUCGGUGCUCGAGUCCGACUUCAGGGAGGUGUUGUACAACAAGCUGAGGCAGGGUUUCCCUGCCACCACCCUGCAGGACAUCCAGCGCGGUGUCAGCAGUGCAGUCAGUCUGAUGCAGAGCAGCUUGCAGCAGGGCAAGUUCAACACAGAGUUCAACAUUGAGAGCGCUGAAAACGCCAAGGCUGCUUUUUUGGUAACUCUCAAUAAUGCCGAAGUGUGCAGUGAGAACAUCUCCACGUUAAAGAGGAACCUUGAGAAAGACUGCGCCAAGUUGUUCAGUCAAGGGUCGAGUUCCGGUGACCGAGCCAAGAUUGAGAGCUGCUUGUCCGACCUCGUCAGCACAUCUACAAAGUUUAAGGACCUUUUGCAGGAGGGCCUAACUGAGCUGAACACGACAGCCAUCAAGCCUCAAGUCAAACCCUGGAUCAGCGGCUUCCUGUCCAUCUCGCACAACAUAGAGGAGGAGGAGUUUAAUGACUACGAAGCAAACGACCCCUGGGUACAGCAGCUCAUUGUCAACUUGGAGCAGCUUAUGGCUGAGUUCAAGUCAACUCUCUCGCCUGUUAUCUACGACACGUUGACCAGCCUGAUGACCAGCCUGAUAGCCAUCGAGAUGGAGAAGACAGUUCUCAAGUGCUCAUUCAGCAGGCUGGGAGGCUUGCAGUUCGAUAAAGAGCUUCGUUCUCUCGUGGCCUAUCUCACCACAGUGACCACCUGGACCAUCAGGGACAAGUUUGCACGGCUCACGCAGAUGGCCACCAUCCUUAACCUGGAAAGGGUAACUGAGAUCUUGGACUACUGGGGGCCAAACUCAGGGCCCCUGACAUGGCGUCUGACUCCAGCGGAAGUGCGUCAGGUUCUUGCUCUUCGCAUUGACUUCCGGAGCGAGGAUAUCAAGAGGCUUCGACUGUGA
Molecule: messenger RNA, 2325 nt
Organism: Nerophis lumbriciformis (worm pipefish)
Lineage: Eukaryota; Metazoa; Chordata; Actinopteri; Syngnathiformes; Syngnathidae
Source: RefSeq, a predicted model, not a curated record